Messenger RNA from Cebus imitator (Panamanian white-faced capuchin), 1166 nucleotides. It is a transcript of the gene FCAR, whose product is annotated as Fc fragment of IgA receptor. The transcript is spliced from 5 exons. NCBI's taxonomy places the organism in Eukaryota, Metazoa, Chordata, Mammalia, Primates, Cebidae. Bases 67 to 1032 code for a protein of 321 amino acids. The record is from RefSeq and is a predicted model, not a curated record.
UGAUGGAGGGCUCUGUCCUCAUACUUCCUGAGAAGCUUAUACUUAUGAGUGUCAGUCAUCCUGCUAAUGUGCAUUAAAAGGAGGCCAGCGGGGCUGAGGCUGUGUCAGCAUGAUGGCCCCCAAAGAGACCACCCUCCUCUGUCUUGUGCUCUGUCUGGGCCAGAGGAUUCAGGCACAGGAAGAGAAGGAAAGGAAUGGCUUCCCCAUGGCGGGCCACCUGAGUCUGGGCUUUUUCUUCUUCCAGGGGACUUCCCCAUGCCUCUCAUAUUUGCCAGAUCAAGUCCUGUGGUUCCCCGGCAUGGAUCUGCGAAAAUCCAGUGCCAGAGCAGUCCUGAAUCUUUCCUGACCCAGCUGGUGAUCCAAAAAAACUCCACGUACAAGGAGGUAGACAGGAAACUGGGGUUUUUGAACGAGAGUGAGUUCAUCGUUGACCACAUGGACACAAACACGGCAGGGCGCUAUCACUGCCGGUACAGGAGAGGCUUCACCUGGUCACAGUACAGUAACGCCCUGGAGCUGGUGGUGACAGGCUUGUAUGACAAACCCCUCCUCUCUGCAGAUCGGGGUCGUGUGGUGAGGCCGGGAGGGAAUAUUUCCUUCACGUGUACCUCGGCACACCUCCCAUUUGAUAGAUUUUCACUGGCCAAGGAGGGAGAACUUUCUCUGCCACAGCACCAAAGUGGGGAACACCCGGCCAACUUCUCUCUGGGUCCUCUGGACGUCAAUGUCUCAGGGAGCUACAGGUGCUAUGGUUGGUACAGCAGCAGUCCCUACGUGUGGUCCGCCCCCAGUAAUGCCCUGGAGCUUGUGGUCACAGACUCUGUGAGCCAAGAUUACACGGUGCAGAACCUGAUCCGCAUGGCCGUGGCAGGACUGGUCCUCAUGGCUCUCUUGGCCAUACUGGCUGAAAAUUGGCACAGCCCUAGGGCGUUAGGCAAGGAAGCCUCGGCUGACGUGGCUGAACUGAGCUGGAGCAAACAGAAAUGUCAGACAGAAUCAACCUUUGGACAAACACCACGUGUCUGCAAGUGAACACCUGGAUGUGAAGGAGAGACGACUCGUGACUUGUGGAGUCCUACGAAGCACCUGAAGGACACGGGAGAAGAGCACAUUAACAAGCAUGAAUCUGGCCGGGCGCGGUGGCUCAAGCCUGUAAUCCCAGCACU